AUCACGGUGCUCGGAAACGUUUCUCGUGAGCAAGUGUUGUAGUUUAAAGCGAUAAUUUUCAAUAUAAACUGGAAAGAGCUUACUUUUCAUCGUGCAAACUUUUGGCACAGGGAUAAUACUCGCCGAAUUUCGCGGUAAGGAGAGUUUGGCUUCAAUAUUCCUAAACAAUUCUCAUCAUGUAUUUAAUUGCAGAAUUUCAUAUAACACUAAUUAUUUAUUGUUCAAUGUCAAAGUGCUCUUGGUUCCAAUCACUGCUUCUUUGCACAUGCCAAACGCCACUGUAAGUUUAACCUUUGGUAACUAGAACACUUCUUAAGAAAACCAGGUGAAAACAAAACUCAAAAGCACACUAGAUGCGUUGACAAUGCAAUAGGGAUGUCAACCUGUGCUAUAGGGAUCGUUAAGCUACUAUUCAUCGGCAACAGCCCAAACUUGGUCUAUUCUUCUGCUCAGACACUACUAUGCUUUACAGUGAUAUGCUAUACAGAUCGAUGCAUCGGUCGGUUGCGUGGUAUCAACGUUUGGAGCGCGUCCGGUUGAAUGAAACUGUGCCGCUACCAACCCGCCUCGCGUGGUGCCGACUAGACAUGAGCUGUCAGCCCAACCGGUCUAAGCAGAGAGCAGCAAACCACUAUUUUCUUCUCAGCAUAACCAUCUUCUUGAUUCUGUUCACGCCCCUGGGGAUGUCCCUAAAAAAGCUCAAGCAGCGUCAUGGUGUUGGCUCGAACGCCAUCAGUAGUCGAAAUCCUUCAGCAGUUCGAGUUAACGGUGACGAUGCCGAAGAAAACGAAGUAACUCCCAAAGAAACUCACAAAAUUCCGGCGGUAACUACGAUAAAUGAAGAGAAUAAUAUCACUGAUUCUCUAGCCGUAACAUUAGAGCUUAUGCCUUGUAUUAACUUGAAUCCGGAUCCGCAGAUAAAUAUGCAACCGGAUUUUGAAGUAGCCGACAGUAAUACAGCUAUAUUCCAGCGAUCGAAAUCUGAACUGGGUACACUCACCGACAAGACGGACUCAAAGUUAUCAAACGGAGUUUCAGAAUCGUGUUUCAAUAAAGAAAAUUCUGUGAAGGCAAUUAUGUCCUUCAUUGAAAAACUCAGUCCAGUGGAAUCAUCAUACGACGUAGACGUAAAUGAUAAUGAGCCCAGGGAAAAAGACUCGUCAUCAAAACUUGGAUACGUAACUAACGUGAAUAUCGACGGUCGUGAACAAUUAAUGAAAGAGUGCAUCGAAAACGUCGAAAGUUCAGGAUGCUUUCAAAUGAAUGACAGAGAUGGCAAAAUAAAGGGAAAGGGGAUAUCUUCAAGCAAAGGCUAUUAUAAGGCCCUGUCGCUGACGGCUGCUGGAUGUGUUGUGGGCUUGCUGCUGCGACUGUACCGGCAUGGAUCAUUUGAAGCCUCAUGCUUGUCAGCUGCCAAGGAGCAGGCGCGGCGCCUGUUGUUCCGCCUUGACGACUUCUUGGCAACGCAAGGGAACCUUACCACCCUCGCCAAGCAGAUGGUCUUCUUAUCGAUGUGCGAUAAGUGCUUGUUGCCUGGACAGAAUUUAGCAUCACUCUACACGCUGAUGUUCUGUAGCAUCGUUACUUACUGCAUCGACUAUGCUGAGGGACUGCUGACGCGGCAACAAUGGUCAUUGUCUGUCCGCAUUGGCGGACCAACGAGCUCUGUCCGCCAUCUAGCGCUGUCCACCACCAACAUCGUCCUAGAGUGGACAAAAGCGGUCACUUUCAUGACCACUUUUGUCUUCCUACUUCUCAUGCUAGGCCUAGAGAAAGGCCUAAAUAACUAUUCCCCAAACGCUGCCUAUAUUUUCUUCUCCUCCAUGUACUGGAUAACCACGGAGAAAAUCUGUCGGAAAUAUGUGCUCCAUUUUAUGGUGGAGAAGAAAUUCAGAUUUUGGGACUCCUUGGAGGAGCUCUACGUGCCACUGCUGCUCCAGCUGCUCCAACUCUGCUCCAUGGGGCUGUUCAUUGUACCUUGCCUCUACCUUGGUUACUGGAGACUGAGUAUCGCUGGUCUUGUAUUCGCUCGAGCUGACUUCAUGAAGUGCCGGUCACUUCAGCUGAAACAUUCAGCGCAUUUAUCUGAACUUUCCGCGUUCCGCCGAGCUGAAGAAACUGAGCUGAGAGAACACAACGACCGCUGCAGCGUCUGCCUGAGCUGCAUGACCAGCGCCCGGGUGACGUCAUGUCGUCACUUCUACCACGCAGAGUGCCUCCUGCGCAUCGUCAGGGCGUCGCAGGGGCGUGGCCGGUGCCCUUUGUGCCAGGCGCCGCUUAUUUGA
Messenger RNA from Hyalella azteca, 2285 nucleotides. RefSeq lists its product as uncharacterized. The record is from RefSeq and is a predicted model, not a curated record. Lineage: Eukaryota; Metazoa; Arthropoda; Malacostraca; Amphipoda; Hyalellidae. Gene Ontology annotation, biological process: protein ubiquitination. The transcript has 6 exons. Gene Ontology annotation, molecular function: ubiquitin protein ligase activity. Bases 462 to 2285 code for a protein of 607 amino acids.